GCCGGCACAUCGCAUCCUCCUCUCCGGCUUCCAGAAGCGGUGAGUGUGGGGGGGAGCCAACAGGGAGGGGUCCUUUCAUACCCUUCCUCUUCCUCCUCCUCCUCCAACUCCUCCUGCCACCCGGAGGUGUGCAGGCAGCGAUGGCCAUGGGAGAAGUGUCGAAGAAAGCGUCGGUGAGGAACGUGUCGGUGGAGAGAAAGAACCUCAUCACCGUGUGCAGAUUCUCAAUAAAGACGCUGUUGGAGAAAUACACAGCCGAGCCCAUCGAUGAUUCAUCCGAGGAAUUCAUCAAUUUCGCCGCCAUCCUCGAGCAGAUCCUCAGCCACCGAUUCAAAGGCUCUGGCAGCUGGUUCGAUGGACAGAGGAGUUACUGGGACUACGUCCGCCUGGCAUGUGCCAAAGUCCCCAACAGCUGCAUCGGCAGCAUCGAGAGCAUGGAAAACAUCAGCACCUCACGAGCCAAGGGCCGAGCCUGGGUGAGAGUCGCCCUGAUGGAGAAGAGACUGUCUGAAUACAUCGUUACUGCUCUGAGGGACAGCAGAACAACCAGGAGGUUAUACGCAGAAGGAGCCAUCAUGUUGAGGGAGGAAGCCACAGUUCUCACGGGGAUGCUCAUCGGUCUCGGAGCCAUAGACUUCAGUUUCUGUCUGAAGGGCGAGGCCUUGGACGGGAAAUCUGCGGCAGUGAUCGAUUACACACCGUACUUGAAAUUCACACAAAGCUACGACUACCAGAGUGAUGAUGACGAUCAGCGCAGUGUGGACAGCAGCAUGAGCGAUGACAGCGUCCCCGAUCACCCCUACGUCCCCCUGGUCACUGACGAGGAGAGCUGGAGCACAAAGUGUCGCAAGAUGGAGCAGAGGUUCAAGAUUGUCAACGCUCAGAAGGGUUACCUGGAGGAGCUUGUGCGCCUGCGUGAGUCCCAGCUGAAGAACACGGAGGCGGAGAACAAGAGCCUGAAGAACCGGCUGGAGGAGAUACACAGCCAGAGCCAUCUGGAGAAGAAGGAGCUGGAGGCCAUCGUCCUGGAGCUUCAGGAGCAACUGACAAGCUUGAUUCCAUGUGAUUCCAAUCAUCUGGCCAAAAACCUCUCGAUACCCCUGAUCAACGAGUGGCCGGCACUGCAGCCGUACAACAACCAAACGGACGUCAAGCUGUUCCGCAGGAGGAGCUUCCCCAGCACGGAGCUGCUGUCAGUGGAGCUCAGUCUGGAUUCAGACUCUCAUAGGACGGGGAAACAGAACGGAGACUGGUGCACAGAAAAGGACUACACCCCCUCCAUGAUGGGCCUGUGUGGGUCCUUGGCCUCGAUCCCGAGCUGCAAGUCUCUAAACAGCCUCAAGUCCAGUGAGUGCCUGGUUGACAUCAGCACAGAAAACAGUCCUGCGCUCUCUCCCAGCUAGGGGGCGCCAAAGAAACACUGCCAACCACUCAACAAACA
Pleuronectes platessa (European plaice) is the source of this 1441-nucleotide messenger RNA. RefSeq names its product RUN domain containing 3Ab (gene rundc3ab). The record is from RefSeq and is a predicted model, not a curated record. Gene Ontology annotation, cellular component: cytosol. Bases 141 to 1403 code for a protein of 420 amino acids. NCBI's taxonomy places the organism in Eukaryota, Metazoa, Chordata, Actinopteri, Pleuronectiformes, Pleuronectidae. The transcript has 11 exons.